Chinchilla lanigera (long-tailed chinchilla) is the source of this 1021-nucleotide messenger RNA. RefSeq lists its product as uncharacterized. The record is from RefSeq and is a predicted model, not a curated record. NCBI's taxonomy places the organism in Eukaryota, Metazoa, Chordata, Mammalia, Rodentia, Chinchillidae. The coding region runs from base 185 to 811 and encodes 208 amino acids. The transcript has 4 exons.
CUGGGGUGGUGUCUAUUAUUUAAGAAAGAACCGCAGGGCUGCAAGCUUAGGGCUGCCCUGACAAAGCACACGGCCCCGGGUGGCUGCAGGGUAUACUCUGUGAGCUUUGAGGGGCCUCUGGCCUGCAGUGACUUGGGUGGACUGACCACCAGCAGCUAGGUGAGCCCAUCUAGAGCCACUAGUUAUGGGGAUGGGAGGCACCUAUUUAUGCAGCCAGGGUAGGAACGGGAAGACCAGGGCCUGGGGACUGCUUCUCAGUAGAAACUCUGUGGGGAAGAUUGUACUUCUUACCAGUCUUAGCAGAUACCUACCUGGAAGAAAUACUCCUUAUUUCCACGCAAGGAAAGCCAUGUGGCCCCACCUAACCUCCAGUGGACGGGAAGUAACCCUUUCCAAGUGUCCAGGAGAGAGGACCAGAGUGCUUGCGGACAGCUCUACCAACUCCCACACUCCACCAGAGGACAUGAUCCCUGGGCCGCAGGAAUUCUGGGAUGGGAGAAAGCAUCACGGCUGGCUUCCUGGAGGAGGGUCUUGCUCUGUAGUUCAGGCUGGCCUUGAACUCCUGCCUCAACCUCUUGAGUGCUGGGAUUACAGGUGCGUGCCACCACCCCAGCACCAGAUUCCCUCUUACGAGGACACCAGUCAGACUGAGGGAAACCUUGCCCUGGUCACUGCUGAAGGCCUGAGGGUAGAGCGGGGGACGAGCUCAUGCGACGAGAUCGCACCUGACUUAAAGCAGCGUGUUCCACCACGCUGGGACCUGGUGUCGGAGGGGUCUUCCCCGCCACUCCUUCAGAGGAACAGCAACUAAGCAGCUGACACCAGCACCCCAGUUGGCAGCCCACCUCCCGCAUUCCCGCCUCUCUCCUGUCAGCUGCAAGUCCGGAGGCCUUGCCACACCCCGCUCCUUUCAGCCCAGCCGGGCCACCUGCGCGGGCUGCCCAUUUCCCGGCAGAGGCUCUCUCGGGACACUCCGCCGCCACCUUGGGAAGCAGCACACUCCCCCUUCUGCACCACGGCC